Molecule: messenger RNA, 1453 nt
Organism: Branchiostoma floridae (Florida lancelet)
Lineage: Eukaryota; Metazoa; Chordata; Leptocardii; Amphioxiformes; Branchiostomatidae
Product: TNF receptor-associated factor 1-like
Exons: 2
Coding region: 242-679 (145 amino acids)
Biological process (GO): tumor necrosis factor-mediated signaling pathway; positive regulation of JNK cascade; protein K63-linked ubiquitination
Cellular component (GO): plasma membrane signaling receptor complex; cytoplasmic side of plasma membrane
Molecular function (GO): ubiquitin protein ligase binding; tumor necrosis factor receptor binding
Source: RefSeq, a predicted model, not a curated record
UGUCGAGCAGGUUGUUUGGGGCGCUUUCGACGAGGUGGAGCGUCUCAACUACGAAGUGGAGCAGCUGCAGGUGGCCGAGGAAACCGAAGGAAAAGCCCGGAUCUCCCGUCUGCAAAGCCGGGUCAAGGCGCUGGAGACGAGGAGUGCUGAGCAAGACGCCCAGCUCGCUCAGCGCGCAGUCCGUCUCAAAACUUUGAAAGAGACGAGCUACGACGGCGAGUUCGUGUGGAAGAUUUCCGGUAUGGCUCAAAAGCGCCGCGAUGCGACAGUUGGUAAAACUACAGUCAUCGAUUCUGUGUGCUUCUUCACCAGCCGCGCGGGAUACAAGAUGCGCGCACAGGUGUACUUGAACGGGUACGGCAGAGGGGAGGGCACACACGUCAGCGUCUUCUUCGUCAUGAUGAAGGGAGAAUACGACGCCAUUCUGUCCUGGCCUUUCCGUCAGAAGGUGACAUUCACACUACUAGACCAGGACCACCAAGCAGACGUGACGGACUGGUUCCAUGCCGGUGCCUACCCGACCAGCCCGUCCUUUGCGCGGCCCACCGGUGACUCCAACCUGCCCUGCGGGACUCCCGACUUCGUGCCGCUGGAGCGGCUGUACAACAGCGGGCACGCAUACGUCAGGGACGACACCAUGUUCCUCAAGAUCACCGUGGACACUGUUGGACUGGUCUAAUAUAGCCUCCACAAGGCCUUCUUCCUAUGGGGGUGCGGGGAUCGUAGAAUUCGCAAAAAAAAAUCGGGAAAUUGGCCAGGGGAGUCAGUCCACGCGUAGGUCCAUGUUGCUGCGCGGCCAACCAACUCCUCUGGUAGCAAAACUCCAUUGGCAAAUUAUUCUCCCUACAAUAGCGAGCGUAGUCAGUUUGGUAGAGACUAGGUCUAAUAUUGGGAAAUACACACAUAGGGGCCAUGGUGUACAUACGAUAUCCUUACCGAGAAAUAAGGUGCACAACUGAAAUUUCGGGGCAUAAUCAUUAAAGACUUAUAUUAAUGCCUUAUAAUUAUGCUCCGAAAUUUGAAAUGUUUACCUUAUUUACUUUAUUUGUUAGUGAGGCUCAGAACUUAUUGAUCAUCCCUCGUAUUGAAGACCCUACAGAUAUGGUAGCUUCAUCAACUUCAACAAACUUCAGUACUAGUUUCAUGCUAGAAGUUGUAUAACUGUCGGGAACAGUGGUUGCCUCUAGUAUCAGCCUCCUUUAUGCCUCCAUCUGCUUCCGUUUUCUUUAAUAUCUUUCGUUUUUUAGAAUAGAUUCAGAUAUUACUGUAUUCGCGUACUGAGUGAGUCUAUACAAUGGUACUGAAAGAAAAUGAUGGAAAGUGUUCAAAUGGAAAGAACAUGAAAGAGAGAAUGUAUAUAGCAAAAGUUUUUUUAGCGGAGUAAUGAUUUAUAUAGUUUGAUAUAGAUUUGAAUUUUUCUUGUGCAAAAUGCUGGUAAGGCUAACGUCACAUU